This is a messenger RNA of Neohortaea acidophila, 1648 nucleotides long. Its product is annotated as major facilitator superfamily domain-containing protein. Lineage: Eukaryota; Fungi; Ascomycota; Dothideomycetes; Mycosphaerellales; Teratosphaeriaceae. The coding region runs from base 102 to 1592 and encodes 496 amino acids. Gene Ontology annotation, molecular function: carboxylic acid transmembrane transporter activity. The transcript is spliced from 8 exons. Gene Ontology annotation, cellular component: plasma membrane. Gene Ontology annotation, biological process: carboxylic acid transport; transmembrane transport. The record is from RefSeq and is a predicted model, not a curated record.
GAGGUAGGUGAUCAUCCAGGUACAUAAGGACCGCUCGAGAAGCCGUUUCUUCAAUCCCUCUCACUUGUCAAUCAUCGUUCUUCCCAGUCCAGUGUUGAGCAAUGGAUAUCGACGACAAGAAAGCCACUGGCGACACCGUCGUCCACACCUCUUCCGCGCCGCCUUCGGAUGAGAUUGGAUACGUACAGGAUGUCGCUUUGCAGAAGGUCAAGAAGAUCUCCGGCACCAUUACUGUCAUCGUCUCCGGCCUAGCGCUCUUCAGCGAUGGAUACAAUGCCCAGGUCAUUGGCUACAUGGAGCCGCUCUUCAAGAAAUUGUACAAGGAAGGCUUCACCAGCGAGAUCGGAACCCGACUGUCGAAUAGCUACUUGAUCGGAGAGAUCUUUGGCAUGUUGUUCUUCGGCUUCCUCAUUGACAAGAUUGGCCGACGUACUGGUGUUAUUUUCGCGACUGCCUUCCUUGUGCUGGGAAUUGUUAUUGCAACUGCUUCGUCGGGUUAUUCUGAGCUCGGCUUGUUCUGGAUGAUGAUUGUCGGUCGUGGCAUUGCCGGCUUCGGUGCUGGUGGAGAAUACCCCACAAGCGGCACCGGUUCGGCAGAAGCCAGUGAUGAGAACCUCAAGGUACGCAAACGCCGCGGCAUUCUCGUUGCCAUCGCCACCGACUUCUCGAUCGACUCUGGCUUCGUCAUCGCCGGCGUCGUGGUCCUCAUCGUGCUCGCCGCCUACAACGACCACACCUCGGUGGGCGUUUGGCGCAUCUGCUUCGGACUCGGCCUUGUUCUCCCCGUCACGCUCUUCUUCUUCCGGAUGCGCAUGAUUGACUCUACUCAAUACCGCAAGCAUGCCAUGAAGAGGAAGAUCCCCUACGGGCUGGUGAUCAGACGCUACUGGAAGCCAAUGCUCGGCUGCUCCCUUGCGUGGUUCAUGUAUGACUUUGUGACCUACCCCUUCGGCAUCUUCUCCUCCACGAUCAUCAGCAAAUUGAACCCCGAGGGAUCGUUGAUCCAGAACAUUGGACUGGGCACGGCGGUGAACUGCUUCUACCUGCCCGGCUGCAUCGUCGGCGGGUUCCUCAUGGACAAGAUUGGGCGCAAACAGACCAUGACCUUGGGAUUUGCCUGCUGGGCGAUCCUUGGCUUCAUCAUCGGAGGCGCGCUCAAGCCCAUCCUCACCGUGUUCCCCCUGUUCAUCGUGCUCUACGGAUUCUUCAAUUCAUUCGGCGAAAUGGGUCCCGGUGUCGCCACCUUCCUCUGCGGUGCCGAGUCCUUCCCCACCCCCGUUCGAGGCCACUUCCUCGGCCUAGCAGCAGCAGUCGGCAAAGCGGGCGCAGCAAUCGGCACGCAAGUCUUCGCGCCCAUCCAAAACUCCUUCAGUAACGACUUCGAAGGCAUCCAAGCCGUCUUCCUCAUCGGCGCCGCCUUCGCCGCCGUCGGCGGCAUCAUCGCCUGGACGCUGAUUCCCAACCGCGACCGCGAGCUCGAGAGCGAGGACGUCAAGUUCCGCGCGUACUUGGAGGCGAAUGGGUUCAGUGGCGACUUUGGCGAGUCGUUGGAGCAGAAUAUCAAGCAUAGUGCUUUUAAGCUUGAGGAGUAGAUAUCCUGGGGAUGUGGACUCCACUGCACGGAUCGUUUUGAUGAGAGUUUUUGAUU